Aphidius gifuensis is the source of this 2303-nucleotide messenger RNA. Its product is annotated as glycerol kinase-like. The coding region runs from base 65 to 1705 and encodes 546 amino acids. The record is from RefSeq and is a predicted model, not a curated record. The transcript has 7 exons. Gene Ontology annotation, biological process: triglyceride metabolic process; glycerol-3-phosphate biosynthetic process; glycerol metabolic process. Gene Ontology annotation, cellular component: mitochondrion. Gene Ontology annotation, molecular function: glycerol kinase activity. NCBI's taxonomy places the organism in Eukaryota, Metazoa, Arthropoda, Insecta, Hymenoptera, Braconidae.
UAAUCUAAACAUAAUUAAUUCAAGUGUGCAAUAAUUAGUCAAAUGUCAAUAGUGUUUUGAGUCAAUGCCUCUUGUUGGAGCAAUUGAUGAAGGCACAAGUAGUGUUAGAUUUUUGGUAUUUGCAGCUGAAAAUGCUGAAGUAUUGACAUAUCAUCAAAUACCAAUAAAAUUAAUAUACCCAAAAGAGGGAUGGGUUGAACAGGAUCCAAUUGAAAUACUAGAAGCAGUAAGAGAAUGUCUUAGUCAAACAGUUGUUAAUCUUCAGCAAUUAACAAUUGAUCCUUCUGAUAUUGUUGCAAUUGGUAUUGCAAAUCAACGUGAAACAACAGUUGUAUGGAGCUCAAUAACUGGUGAGCCACUUUACAAUGCAAUAUCAUGGAUGGAUAUGCGUACAGCUGAUUUAGUUGAUGAUAUAUUAAGUAAUACAAUUAAUAGUAAUAAUAAUAAUGAAAUAUACCUCAAAGAAUUAUCUGGUCUACCAAUAAGUCCAUAUUUUAGUGCAUUAAAAUUAAAAUGGUUAAUAGAUAAUGUAGAUAAUGUUAAAAAAGCAAUGUUAAAUGGUAGCUUAAUGUUUGGAACAAUUGAUUCAUGGUUGAUAUGGAAUUUAACUGGUGGUAUCAAUGGUGGUGCACAUAGUACAGAUGUUACAAAUGCAUCACGUACAAUGCUCAUGAAUAUAUCAACACUACAAUGGGAUCCAACUUUGUUAUUAUUUUUUGAUAUACCAUAUGACAUACUGCCACAAAUAAGAAGUUCAUCAGAAAUAUAUGGACACAUACAAGAAGGCUUAUUAAAAGGUGUACCAAUAUCUGGAUGUUUGGGUGAUCAACAAUCAGCACUUAUUGGUGAAAUGUGUUUACAACGUGGACAAGCUAAAAGUACAUAUGGUACUGGUUGUUUUUUACUUUAUAAUACUGGUGAAACAAUUGUUAAAUCAAAUAAUGGAUUAAUUACAACUGUUGCUUAUCAAAUGGGACCAAAAUCAAGACCAGUUUAUGCAUUGGAAGGAUCAAUUGCUAUUGCUGGUGGUGUACUUGAUUGGCUUAAAGAUAAUUUAAAUAUGCUUGAUGAAAUUAAAGAUUGUGAAAAAAUUGUUGAACAAAUACCUGGUGAUAAUAGAAUUAUUUUUGUACCAGCAUUUGCUGGUCUUUAUGCACCUUACUGGAGAAAAGAUGCAACAAGUAUUAUAUGUGGAAUAACAGAGGAUACAAAAAAAUCACAAAUAAUUAAAGCAGCAUUGCAGUCAGUUUGUUUUCAAAUUAGAGAUAUUUUAGAAGCCAUGGAAAAAGAUACUGGAUUGACAUUAACAAAAUUACUUGCUGAUGGAGCAAUGACAAAUAAUCAAUUGUUAAUGCAAAUGCAAGCUGACAUAUGUGGUAUUCCAAUUGUCAGGCCUCUUAUGAGUGAAACAACAGCACUUGGUGUUGCAAUGGCUGCUGGAAGUGCUGAGGGUAUUAAAAAAUGGGAUUUUAAAAUUGAUACAACUGUACCAAGUGAUACAUUUUUACCUUCAAUAUCAGAUAAUGAUAGAGAUAUUUUAUAUAGCAAAUGGAAAAAAGCAGUUGACAAGAGUUUAGAAUACCAGCAAGUGACCAACACAAAUGACAAUUCACCUAUUAAUUAUCAAAAUGUAACAUCAGCUGGUCUAUUUGCCAUCAGCACAGUGAUGCUAUUAAUUCUUGCCAAGCACAGAUUAAAUAUAUGACCAUCAAAAAAAACAACAUUACAUUUUUAUAAAAUAGAAAAAUAAAAAUAAUUUAUUAUCAAAGGGUUAUUAAAUUAUGCUGUUACCUUGACAGUUGCAUAGGAACCAGUACCAAUAGUUUUGCCCAAAGAAUAACCAUGUGUUUCAAGAACUGUUUGUUUUUUUUCAACUGGUUCAUCAACUUUAUCAUCUUUAACACGAGAUACACCAGAUGUUGAUGGACCUGGUCCACCUUCUGAUUUUGACAUUUUUUUUUUAUUUAAAUAAAACAAAAAUAACGAACAAAAAUAGCUUUUUUUUUCUUGAUUUUUAAUCUCCUGAUGAGAAUAAUUUUAUUUCAGUGAUCCUUUGUGCAUUUAUUAAUUAAUAAUUAUAUUAUUUCAAUCAAAAUAAUCAAGUCAAAUCACUAAAUAUAUAUAAAAAUAAUUUAUUUAAAUAAAAAAAUUUCUUUCAAUAGAAAAAGUCAUUAUAAAAUUCAAAAAAAAUAAAUAAAUAAAUAUUCCUUUGUUUAUAUAUAUAAUGUUUAAUUUUAAAUUAUUAUUAUUUGUUAAUUAAAUAUAGAUGGCGUGAUGAUUAAUUAAUAAUAAAAAUAUAAAAA